This is a messenger RNA of Serpula lacrymans var. lacrymans S7.9, 1121 nucleotides long. RefSeq lists its product as uncharacterized. The record is from RefSeq and is a predicted model, not a curated record. The coding region runs from base 177 to 1121 and encodes 314 amino acids. The transcript has 5 exons. Lineage: Eukaryota; Fungi; Basidiomycota; Agaricomycetes; Boletales; Serpulaceae.
UUAAUUUCCCGACGCGGGGCGGGGAAAGCAGCACUUUAACUACAAGAACAUGGGUUACCCGAACAUCAUGGCAUACCGUGUCGGAGACUGCGCACAACGCCCAGGCUAUAUAUGAAUUCACAUUCGUCGCAUCUCUUACAUCCAAACAUCCUCCUCUUCAUCUCUCCAACAAAACCAUGUCCUUCUCGCAGAACGAUAUUCCUGAUCUCACGGGGAAAAUAGCGAUCGUUACUGGUGGAAACAGUGGCAUCGGAAAGCAGACCGUUUCUGUCUUGCUGUCCAAAGGCGCCAAGGUGUAUGUAGCAGCACGUUCACUGGACAAGGCGAAACAAGCCAUCAAGGAAUUGCAAGAGACCCGGCCGGAAACGAAACGAGGGUUGGUCGAGUAUCUCCAACUCGAUCUUUCGGAGGCUAAGAAGGCCAAAGCCGCAGCUCUCCAAUUCAGACAGAGAGAGUCCCGCCUCCACCUUCUGUUUAAUAAUGCCGGCAUCAUGGGCGUUCCCAAAGGCUCUCGGUCUCCUGAUGGGUACGAACUCCAAUGGGCCACAAACGUGCUAGGCCCAUUCAUAUUUACACAUCACCUUAUCCCAGUUCUCCGAAACACAGCCGCCAUUUCUUCCCCGGGUGAUGUCCGUAUCAUCAACACUUCUUCAUCCGGUGCGGGUCAAGCUCCGAAAAAAGGAGAGCCCAUUCCUUUCAGUGACUCUACGGUGGGCGCGGGUGAAAACCCUGCUUCGCCAUCAGCUUGUUAUGGCCAUGGAAAGCUGGGCGGGAUUCUAUGGACGAGGGAACUAGCGAUGCGGUACAAAGACAUUUGGAGCUUCGCUCCGCAUCCAGGGCCCGUCCAGAGUGAUUUGAUUAGGCACAUGGGAAUUCCUGGUCCUAUCGUCUGGGUGCUGAACCGAAUCGUAUUCAAGCCUGUUGAAUAUGGUGCUCUUACUCAGCUAUAUGCUGGUACAAGCCCAACUAUCACCGCGGACAAGAGCGGGAUGUUCCUUGUUCCACUUGCACAAUUCACGGAUAAUCUCCCGCAUCCAAAAGCAAAUGAUGAUGCGCUGCGGAAGAAGGUUUGGGACUGGUGUGAGGAGGCAAUGAACCAACACGGUGCUGGCGAUGAUUAA